AUGCAGGGCUUAUUUUCCAAAACCAAAGUGCUGAUGGUUGUUGUACACAUUGCAGCACUGGCAUCGUCCAAGCCCAUGGAAGAGGUACCGCCAUCAGCCAUCUGUCUAUACAAACACAUUUGCGCGCCGCAACGGAUGGGAGACACACAGCCCACAUACGAGUACCAGCUUAUUGUGUGGCCAACGGAUUUGGACGAUUUUGCAGAUGUGAUUGACGAACCAGUGCAGAAUGAUAAACCAGUGACUAUAGUCAAAGAUCCUGUGGUGGUGAUGCCCACCUUGGACGAUGAUUAUGAGGAAAAUGGGGAGGAUGUUGGAGUGGUGGUUGACACAGCGACACCAAUAGUGGAUAUUCAGGGUCCAUCAGACAAUGUGAGGAUAAUGCAAAAUUACCAUAAAACCUAUGCAAACGGAAGUGCCGAGUAUAUGUUGGUACUCAGCAAUGGUCUGGUCAAUUAUCAACGCAUUGAUCUGAAGAAAGUCGAUUCCGAGUUACUUCCCGUGCAAAAUGGCUACUACACGGUACCCUUAGAGGGCGACCCAAUAUCCUUCCAAACCACUUAUUACCAUGCUGAUGAGAAUGGCUAUCAUGUUCACAAGACUGAACUAAGUACCCGCAAUCCUACCCAUGACUUAAAGUUGGAUGAAAACCAGGAUUGGACUGAUAAGGGUGGAAUAUACAAUGGCAUUGAGUUCCAGCAAAUAAAUGGUGGUAUUAGUUUAUUAGGCAGCACAUACAAAAAAGCACCCACACAAACCCAGGAUGGGUUUAUGAACAUUCACAUCGAUCCCUGCCCCACUCCGUUCCAGUACAUUGAGUUUGAAGAAUAUGAAGUUAUACUUCGUCCACAUAUAAUGGAGUGA
Stomoxys calcitrans (stable fly) is the source of this 864-nucleotide messenger RNA. RefSeq lists its product as uncharacterized. The coding region runs from base 1 to 864 and encodes 287 amino acids. The transcript is spliced from 6 exons. The record is from RefSeq and is a predicted model, not a curated record. Lineage: Eukaryota; Metazoa; Arthropoda; Insecta; Diptera; Muscidae.